This is a messenger RNA of Phytophthora nicotianae INRA-310, 666 nucleotides long. RefSeq lists its product as hypothetical. Gene Ontology annotation, biological process: ribosomal large subunit biogenesis. The transcript has a single exon. Bases 84 to 596 code for a protein of 170 amino acids. The record is from RefSeq and is a predicted model, not a curated record. Gene Ontology annotation, cellular component: nucleolus. Lineage: Eukaryota; Oomycota; Peronosporomycetes; Peronosporales; Peronosporaceae.
UCGCCAUCACUUUUGACUGACAAGUGAAGCAGGUUGUCUUCCGGCAGUACUAGAGCAGCGCCAGCACCAAGCGACCAGCAGCCAUGCGUAUCCACACGUGCUACUUCUGCUCCAGCCCCGUGUACCCGGGCCAUGGCAUUACGUUCGUGCGCAACGACAGCAAGAUUUUCCGCUUCUGCCGCUCCAAAUGCCACAAGAACUUUAACCGCAAGCGCAACCCACGCAAGGUGAAAUGGACCAAGGCCUUCCGGAAGGCUGCGGGCAAGGAAAUGGCCUUGGAUACGACGUUUGACUUCGACAAGCAGCGCCACCGUGCUGUCAAGUACGACCGCGAGCUCAUGGGUGCUACCAUUCACGCCAUCGAGCGCGUGACGCAGAUCAAGGAAAAGCGCGAGGCAGCUUUCUACAAGAACCGCAUGAAGGACAGCAAGGCCAAGGCCAAGGCGCGCGACCUGCGCGAGCUGGAACAGAACAUUACGCUCAUCGAGCCGGCCGCGGCGGCACUCAAGGACCAGGCGCAGCUCAAUGUGUCGGCCUCCAAGCAGAAGGACGCGGCAGCUACAGAGGCACCGUCCUCCAUGGUCUUAGAUCAGUAAAGUUAAACCUCAAGUGGGUCGUGAUUUUUACCAAUGCAUACAUACAGCUUCAUUUUCUACUGUCGACGAU